GUGCUGCGAGAGCUCCGGAGACCGCCGGGACGCCUAAAAGCGCAAAAAAGGAGCUGCUAAAAAAUGCUAAAACGCAACUGCGGGUGUCGAAACGACGCCGCUGCGCUCGCUACGGACAAACCAGUCGUCUCACAGCGGCACCACACCGCAGCGGUCGCGAUCUAGCCGCAAAGCGGGCCGAAAUCGCCGGCACAGCGGCUGAGAACGACGCAACAGCGGCCCGAACAUUCAGCGCCUCUAAAACGCACCGUUGGGCCGCACGGACGUACAAGACGCAACCCAAAGCGCUGCCGCAGCGCGCACACCCCACCAGUAACAAAAAAUGGCCGGCGACCCGCUCGCCGCGCGCCUAGCCGAAAUCGCGGUCGCGCCGGACGCCGAGAGGCACCGCCUCCGCCAGCGCUGCGUCGAAACGUUCGCGGCCGACGCGCGUUAUAGGGGAGACGAGCGCUUCGCCCGCGUCUGGCUCGCGCUCGCGGCCGCGAGCCCCGACCCCGGCGCCGUCUUUGACGCGAUGGCGCGGCAUCGAGUGGGAGAGAGCCUCGCGCUCGUCUGGGUCGCGCGGGCCUUCGUGGCCGAGAAGGCGAAGAAAUUUGCGGAGGCGGACGCGCUGUUCGCGCGCGGGCUGGAGAUGAAGGCAGCUCCACAGGAUUUAUUAGUGAAGCGGCGGCGCGAGUUCGAACGGCGCAUGCGGCGCCACUGGCUCAACCAGCAACAGGCGCCUCCGGAGCCGCCGACGCCGCCGCGUGUUGUUGAUGAGGAUGCUACGGCCACUGCAACUCAAGUCCUCGCGCUGCACAAGGCCACAGCACAACCGUUCGCCAUCUUCGACGAGGCGCCGGCGCCGGCCUCAUCGUUCGCCAUCUUUGAUGAUGACGCGGGCGGCGUCGCCGACGAGCAGGCCGCGGCGGCCGGUGGCGACCGUGCGGUAGCGGCGCCCGCGGCGCUCGCGGCCCGCUUCGACGCCGAGGCGAGGCCCACGCCCGUCAUCUUCGAGGACGCGCCGGCGGCGCCGAAGCCGACGCCGGGGGGCUUCCGCAUCUUCGAGGACAAUAGUGAUGCCCCGCCGAAGCCGACGCCCGCACUCCGCGGGCCGCGCGUCGCCAUCUUCGAGGACGCGGCCGCCGCGCCCGCCGAGGCCGCCCCGCGGGGCCGCGUGGCCUUCGCAGUCGAAGAAGAGAUCAGCUUCGAGGAGCGGCGCGCGCGCGUCGGGCCCCAGGACCGAAUCGCUGCGAUCCAGGCUCCCAAGACGGCGCGGCGGGCCUUCGGCGAGCUCCAGGCGGUCGAUGAAUCGAUGGUGAUGACGAAUAUGAAGCCAAAAAGGUUGCUCUUCUCGACGGCGUCGAAGCGGGCGCCUCAAACAUUAAGAAGGGCGGAGAAGGAGGACCUCACGAUCAACUCGGCGAUCGCGCUCCGCGAGAUGGACUCGCUCUUCGGCUCGCCGGCUUCGAAGCCGCCCGAGACUUGUAGAAGGGCGAUCUUCCGGGACGAAUAAGAAGUUA
Pelagomonas calceolata is the source of this 1502-nucleotide messenger RNA. Lineage: Eukaryota; Pelagophyceae; Pelagomonadales; Pelagomonadaceae. The record is from the annotation of a GenBank genome assembly.